GGCCGGACCCAGUGGCUACUAGGAAACAUUACGGACCGAGGUUUUAGUGGAUAGCUCUGUUCUAAUCGACGGAGAGGGAGGGGUCUUCAUUUGCCAGGUGUACAAACGAGGCUCAGAAGACUGGGGGACUUGCCUGAGGUGACUGACGCAGGUGUGUGAGGGACAGCUCCAAGUCUGUGCUCCUAACCUUUGGGCAACACUGCCCCGGGGUGCCCCCACGGCACCUGACACACAGAAUUCAACCCCCCCCCCCCCGUUGUCAAGGAAGUGCCCCCCUUCUCUGCCGCCCACCCCUGCCCUGCCCUCCGCUGACACAGGGUACAAGAAACCACCUCUGUUUUCACUCCUCAGGAACCCCUCACUGCGAGCUCCCUUCAGUGAACGCUUCUGCCCUGAGGAGGCAGAGCCUCUCCUGCCCACCACCUCCCAAACCCAGGCCCGGCCACGCAAAGGCUGCCCCUCCCAGGAAGCAGCUGUGGCCUUAAAUGCCCGCUUGCACGCAGACCCAGCCCUCCCAGGAGCCUGUCCUUGUUUGGGCAACCGCCACCAGCUGCGUACGGCCCCCCAACCAGGGUAGCCCAUGGAAGGGGUCUGGCCCAAACCUGGCCUAGAGCCAGAGGGCAUGGCCAGGACAAAUGACUGCGGGCCCCAGGAGCCGCUUGCCCCUCCCUACCCUGGACACUGGUCAGAGCACCACAGGUGGCCUGGGAAAGAAACGUGGUCCCCUUCCCAAAGCCCCAUGAAACAUCUUGGGGUGCGGUGGCCAAGCGGGGACCCAGCUGGAGCAGGGAGCGUGGACUGUGGCCUCGGAUACUGGCCCUGCCCGAGGCCCAGAACCGUCCCUGGCAUCCUAUUCCAGGGCCUGGAAACCCCAACCACUACCCUGCCCGGCCCACACUCCUCAGGCUCUGUCCGAAGGGGUGGGAGGCACAUUCAGAAUUCCUUUCUGGGGCCAGAGAAACUAUCUGGACAGAACAUGCAGGCCUGGAGCCAGCCGGCCACUUCCUCUGGCUGGGGCUGCUAUGGGCACCUGCCCGUUUGCCCACCACGUGCUUCCUCCCAAGGCUCCUUGGAGGACCCGAGAGUGACUGCGGACAAACAGGAGCCGGGCUGCCCAGGCGGGUUCAAGAUGCCCACCCAGGACGGUCCCUCUCCAUGUGCGAGGCCUGCCCCCGUCACAGGACUGACAGGCUCUCUACCCACCCUGCUGGGCCCAGGCCAGGGGACAGAGCCCACACAGACAGCUGCAUGCCCGCUCCCCCACCCAGCGUGUCUCAGCUCACUCCGAUGCCUGCACACGCGCUGCCAAGAACCCACUGUGUGCCGGGGCCUCGCUCCCAGCCAGGGUGCAGAGCCCCUGGGGAUGCUGCGGGCAGGCCUUGUGUGGGGGUGGGAGGGGUGUAUGUGGGUGCCCCCACUCCGAAACCUGCUUCUAGUGUCAAGGGGACACCAAGAAUCAUCCCUGCCUCAAAGGGGAGGCCUGAAGAUGCCUUUCUAAAGCCUGGGCGCCUGGCAAGUCCCCUCUACACGUUCGCUGUGGGGCCUCCAAGCUGGAAAAGGACGGUCAGAGCAGCGGGCGGCUGCGUCCUGGAGGCAGGGGCGACAGGGGAAGGCAGGGGGUGGGGGGGCUCCACAGACCGUGCCCCAGAGCCACGCAGGCCGGUGAGGGCAUCCCAGGCACAGGUCCCAGCAGCGGCCAAGCUGGGGCUCCUCGGAUGACCCAGACCGAGAGCAAAGAGGAGGGGGGGACGCGGUCCCUACGGGGCCUCCCUGGCUUGCGGCUGGGACAGUCGAAAUGACCUCAGGCAAAUCUCUGGCCCUGUGGGGACCUCUGCCACCUUCCCUGCCUCAGGGGUACAGGUGAAGCCGCAUCAGCAGCCGGGACACCCACAGCCUCUCCCCUCGGACACCCUCCCCCCAGCCCACCUUCUGGUUCCAGAACAGGGCCUGGCUGAAGGAAGAGGGGAACUUCCCCAGCAGCGGGCCGGCCAGCACACCGGCCAGCCCUGGCCAUUGUGUUCCCUCCGCCGCUGCUCCACACCCUUGCCCAGCAGCCCAGGCCCCUCCUUACGCCAUCCUGUGGACUCGGCCGGCUGCACACACCUGAAGGUGCCCAGUGCUCCUAAGGUCCAGGUGGGCACUGUGCCUGCCCCUCCCCUCUAAGCAGCCACAUCUCCCCGUCCACUUUGUCUGGUGGGAUUGGAAGCAGGAGGGACGCUGAUGACACCUGGGACAUCUGUCGCUGAUGCCUGCCCAGCGCUCCCCUUGCCCACUGGUGCAGGAACAGGUCCGAGAAGACCCACGCCGGGCUGGGAAGCUGCGCUCGGGAGAGGGGCCACGCCUCUGGGCCCAUGGCCUGGGGAGGCCAGCGCCUGGGGCCCAAGAUGAGGCAAAGAGCAGAGCAGAGGCCCAACUUUUGCAGGCCACACCGGACAGUCUGGGGUCGCCAGCCGGAGGCUGCGUGUUCUGCUGGACCUCCGAUUAGCUGAGCUCUGAUAACAUCACGACGACGACGACAGCAGGCAACGGUGCCCCGAUCUGGGCCACACAGCGCUGGGAGUACUUACUCCACAUGGGUCACCCCUCCGGCACCCCACGGCCCUCCUGAUGUCAUCACCCCAUUUAUAGGGUUCUCUUCAGCUCUGACGUCUGAGAAGGGAAAGGGCUGCUUGGGCACCUGGACUCAGCGCCCCCCACCACCUGUCCUGCCUCUUGAGACCCUCUGUCUUCUCUGUGCUGCUGUUCCUCAUCCGUGUGGGGUAACAGGAGACAUGACCCAUGCCCUGGGGCCCUGGACGCAAACAUUCCAGAAAGUUGCAUCCCGCUGCCUUGCCUUGAUCUUGGAGGCAGGGGACAGACGGAGAGCCCAGCUCGACGGCCAGCCCCGUCCGUGCUGUCCUCUGCUCCCGCUGCCCUGCUCCAAGCCCAGGCCGGGGGACCCACACUGCCGGGCCAGCCCUUGCCUCUCCUCUGGUCCCCAGGGUCCCCGGGCCCCUGUCCUCUACCAACAGCAGUGCUCGGAGGGGCCCUGGCCUCCGCAGCACCACUGAGUACAGGACCAGCGGAAACACACGCAGGGUGAGGGGGUGGCCAGUGGCCCAGGCGUCGGAGCCUGACAAAAGCCCUCCUGGGGAAGUGGGCCCGCACCUACCCCCGAGGUCCUCGAUGAUGUCCAGGCUGGAGCUCCAGGAGAAGCGCUCCACGGCCCCCAGCUCCAGCUCGGCCAGGGCGCCGGGCAGGGCCUCCAGCUGGUAGGCGCCACGCUUCCUCCAGUAGAGAAACAUGUUGAGGCCCGAGGGGGCCUCCCCGCCAGGCCCCUGCGUUCAGAGCCUGGGCGGCCCCGGGGACCUGGGUCCCCGAGGCCCGGACACAGCGGGUACAAGGGCUGUGGAGGUGCUGCAGGGACCCCAGGGCUGGCCUCAGGCCGGCAGGCACGGCCCUCCCCUGGGAGGGGAGCAUUCUGGGAGCAUCUGGGGGCCUUGGAGCUGACCAAUGGCCGGGGCCCCGGCCCCACACAAAGCGCCUUUCUUCCCCUCCUACAGACAUUUUACAAAUUUCAACUUCCCGGCCCCCUCGGAGCCCCCACCAAGGGGAUGGGCAGGCCGUCUGGGGACGGCUGAGGCCCGGAAAAGAGUGCAAUUGUUCCGUGGUCUCUUUGCUAAGAUAAAUUUCCAGAGGAGAAAAAUGUGCUGCCCCAGGAGCAAUUCCAGCCCCCCACCCCUGAACUCGGACCCCAGCCCCCAGCCCUAGCCGGGCCCCGGAGGAUUUCUCAAUGAGGAGUGGAAGCACCCAUGGGGGUGCCAUCAGAGGGCUCCCGGAGCUGUUCCAGCUGCCUGACUGGGUCCCCUCCCCAGGAAGCCCAAGGCACGUCCCAGCUCCACGAAGCAAAGGCCUGGAGGUGGUGUCCGGGGUUGAGGGGGAGGGAGCUGCGGGCCAAGCCAAGCCAGGAGCGAGGCCCAAAAUCUGCCCUCGGGGCUCUCUCCAAAGGCCUCUCCCCUCCCUGGGCUGGCCACAGUUCACCAGGCUACCCGCCCACCCCUGUCGCCCUCCUGGGACUGGGUGUCUGUCCCCCAUACUAAGGGCAGCACAAUGCACGGAGCUGGGGUCAGGCCAAACCCAGGAAGGAGGCUUCCGUGUCAGCGCGAAGCUGUACCGCCCCUGCACAGCUGGGCUCAAGGGUGGGUGGGCCAAGGAGGUGGGGGGAGGCGGGGGGGCGUUAGGGGACACGGAGCCGCACACAAGGAAAACAGCGAGCAGGGUAAAAACCCAGCUACACAGCAGACCAAUGUCCCCGGCCCGUUCAUUCGGAGCCUGUAAAACCUGCACAUUGUCACCUGGGUCGAAAAGGGACAUGGAAGCCCAUGGUCGCCCUCCUGGGGAGAGACCUCUGCCCUCACUCCAGGAAAGCGGGGCCUGCCUGGUCGUUUCGGUUCUCCCCACAGAGGUGGGAUUAAAAGUCCACGGCCCAGAGGAGGAGACUGGGAAUCAGCGAACAGAACUUGGAUUUGAACCCACAUGGGAGAGAAGUCAGGUAGUCAGAGCGCAGCGUCUUGGAAAUCCCGACAGGAGGCGGACGGCCAGCGUGCCGGGCCUCCUAGGCAGGAGCAGCCGAGCCAGGCCUCCCCGGUCUGAGCCUGCCAUGGCUCCCCCGGCUGUCAGGGCUGCCAAGGAGGUGGCCUGCGCGGGGCAGGGGAGGGGGUGCCGAGCUGGGGCACAGCUGGCGGGCUCCCCACCCCAACCAGACGGCUGGCAACAGAGAGGCACAAGUCUCAGGCAGGGGGAGCUGGCAGCAGAGGCUCUGCUUUUGGGGGGGUCCCUCCAGGGCUGUGUCUGGUGAGAGGGUGGCAGGGGUGGCCAUCCAGGCGGUCUGCACACCCCCAGCUGAGGGUUGAGGUGCCAAGAGGCGGCUCCAGUAAUUCAAGCCAUAUGCUUGCCUGCCUGCCCACCCUUCUCCCCCACCGGCAAGGGGCCAGCAACAGACAAACAGGGCCCCUUGGUCAUCGAUCACCGGCACCCACGGGGCCCCGGUGCACAGGAGGUGGGGGGCACCCCAGCUCGGGCUGACGAGCAAGUGGCCUGCAUCAGGAGUCAGAUCAGGCUCAGGGGUGUGAAAUGGUCUGUCCCCGGCUGCCACCACAGCAGAGGUCCGGGCUGCAGAGUGGGGGGGCUGGUCCCAGAGCCCUCAGAGCCCCCAGACCCUUCUGCGUCCACGCCUGGCAGGGGCCACACUUGGUUAUGGGUUCACAAGCAGCCCUGCCUGUCAGGGGGUUGGAUUUCUUCUGACCCUCAGCUCUCGGUGAGCUCAAGGAGUCCCCACUCCCCGCACGCCUCCCCUACAGAGGCCCCACCGGGGACGGGGGCUGCUUGCCUUGGCCCCUGAUGCUGCAGAGAAGUUGGGCCUCACUCUCCCGCUGUUCAGGACACAUUCAGCCUCAUCCUCCAGGUUUUCUCUGUCCCCAGAUGUGUCCCCUGCUUCCCACCUCCCUGCCGUGGCUUCUGCCGCUGAGCCCUGCUGCUGGGUGUCCUCUCUGGUGCCUUUGGGGGAGUCGCGCACACUCCUCCUGUCCAGGCCAGAGGACCCCACCCCCAGCUUGCCUCCAUCCUCCUGGAGCAGGGAUGCGUGAGGGAGCCCCAGGCUGCGAGAGGCCCCCAGAGUGCUCCCGGCGCUGCACCAGCCCCCACCUCUGAGAG
Mustela erminea (ermine) is the source of this 5691-nucleotide messenger RNA. RefSeq lists its product as uncharacterized. The coding region runs from base 3773 to 4837 and encodes 354 amino acids. The record is from RefSeq and is a predicted model, not a curated record. NCBI's taxonomy places the organism in Eukaryota, Metazoa, Chordata, Mammalia, Carnivora, Mustelidae. The transcript is spliced from 2 exons.